AGACACCUGUGACAAGUAAAUAUUGGAAAAAAAUAUGUGACAAAAUAUUGAUUUUACUGUAAUCGUUUUAAUUAACGCAAUAAAAAAACGUUCAAGUAAUUAUGAAACGUGCAUUCGUCUACUUAAGUCAUAAGAAACAGAAUGGCAAAGUUUUGGUUGUGGAAGACACGCUUGAAGCCUUUAAAUUGGAAAUAUCAAAUGUUUUUGAAAUAGGCGGAGAUUUUCGAUUAUUCACUGAAAAUGGUUGUGAGAUUGUUGACGUUCGAGUUAUAAGAGACGACGAGAAGCUGUAUGUCAACUGCGGCGAUAGCAAAAGCUGUGAUACUAUUGAAAGUUCCUUGGCAAAAUUAUCAUUGAAUAGGUGUUCCGAAGUAUCGGAUUGGAUAACACUAAAUGUGGGGGGACGUUAUUUUACUACUUCUCGCUCAACAUUACAGUCUAAAGAGCCACUUUCGAUGCUGGCUAGAAUGUUUGCUGAUGAUAAUAAUAUGUAUUUAAUGAACCCAAGUGCCACAGACUCGAGGGGAGCAUACUUAAUAGAUAGAAGCCCAGAGUAUUUUGAACCUAUUCUAAACUAUUUGAGACAUGGAGAAGUUAUAAUAGAUAAAUAUGUAAACCCUAGAGGUGUUCUAGAAGAGGCUGUAUUUUAUGGUAUAGAUUCAAUGAUUCCUCAUAUUCAAAAGAUUAUAGAAGAUUCUAAAUCAUACGAUAGUAAUCAUGCCCUAACAAGAAUGGAUGUUGUCCGAGCUCUGAUAAAAACAUCCACAUCUAUUGAGCUGAGGUUUCAAGGAGUGAACUUAGCCGGAGCUGACCUGAAUAGAUUAGAUUUGAGAUUUAUUAAUUUUAAGUAUGCCUUCUUAUCUCGUUGCAAUUUGAGUGGUGCUAACCUGUCUUACUGCUGCCUGGAAAGGGCAGACUUGUCGCAUGCCAACUUAGAAGGUGCCCAGCUUCUUGGCGUUAAAGCUUUAUGUGCUAACAUGGAAGGUGCUAAUUUAAAAGGUUGCAAUAUGGAUGAUCCUCACGGUAACAAAGCACUGAUGGAAGGCGUUAAUCUUAAAGGAGCAAAUCUAGAAGGCAGUAAUAUGUCGGGGGUUAAUUUGAGAGUGGCAACACUAAAGAACGCCAACUUACAGAACUGCGAUCUGAGGACGGCUGUGCUCGCCGGUGCAGACCUGGAGUGUUGCGAUCUGUCGGGCAGUGACCUCCAUGAAGCUAAUCUACGUGGUGCCAACCUAAAAGACGCGGCUUUCGAACUAAUGCUAACUCCACUACACAUGUCCCAAACUGUUAGAUGACUUUUUUAUUAAAAAACAGUACAGUAACAAACAAGUGUAUGCUAUGUUUAAAAAACAGCAUAAUGAAUAUUACGCUUUAUUAAAAUUAUAAAAAACAA
Messenger RNA from Bombyx mandarina (wild silkworm), 1393 nucleotides. RefSeq lists its product as uncharacterized. The record is from RefSeq and is a predicted model, not a curated record. NCBI's taxonomy places the organism in Eukaryota, Metazoa, Arthropoda, Insecta, Lepidoptera, Bombycidae.